Molecule: messenger RNA, 1082 nt
Organism: Rattus rattus (black rat)
Lineage: Eukaryota; Metazoa; Chordata; Mammalia; Rodentia; Muridae
Gene: Cox7a2l
Product: cytochrome c oxidase subunit 7A-related protein, mitochondrial
Exons: 3
Coding region: 64-405 (113 amino acids)
Biological process (GO): mitochondrial electron transport, cytochrome c to oxygen; regulation of oxidative phosphorylation; mitochondrial respirasome assembly
Source: RefSeq, a predicted model, not a curated record
AGCCCGGUCCUUUUCUAGGGCGGUCGCACAGGCAGCGGCGGUGCAAAGCUGGCUGCAGCCAACAUGUACUACAAGUUUAGCAGUUUCACGCAGACGUUGGCUAGAGCUUGGGCUUCGGAAGCCUAUACUCCGCAGGGUUUUAAGCCGGUUUCCAAAGAAGCACCACCUAUCAUAUUUGCCACACCGACCAAACUGACCUCCAGUGUGACAGCAUAUGACUAUGCUGGGAAGAAUAAAGUUCCAGAGCUACAGAGAUUCUUCCAGAAGGCUGACGGUGUGCCCGUGCACCUGAAACGAGGCCUUCCGGACCAAAUGCUUUACCGGACCACCAUGGCUCUCACAGUGGGAGGGACCAUCUACUGCCUGAUCGCCCUCUACAUGGCCUCGAAGCCCAAAAACAAAUGAAUUUGCCUGUGGAGGACUGGUUUACUUUGUGACCCAAACCCUUUGAAUUCUCGAGUUUCAUUUUUUUCCCCCUUGGAUAGUCUACUUAACAUUUUGCAAACAAAGGAAAAGAUAAGAAUACACUGGUUUGUUUAUGGCGUGCAGAUGGCCUGUCAGAUGUCAGCUUGUUUUACAGUUAGAACUAUUGUUUAAGGAAAUGACACCAAGCCAUCGCUGAGCCGUCCUGCUCCUGGUCUCCCACGAGAUUCUGGGUGAAAGUUGUUCACAAGCUCACUCAUGGCCAGCAGUGCUCAGGGCCUCCGGGACUCGGGUGGUGUCUAAGCGGGAAGCAGAGAAGCCUUCUGGGUGUAGGUGUGAUUGAGGAAGGAGACCAAAGCCAGGGCACAGGUGGGUGACAGAGGGCUUGAGUUAGCCACCUGGGGGGUUGGUCCACCUUGCAGAGAAAUGCUAGUAGAGAUUAUUUGCAGUCUGCCUCUAAUUGUUGGGCAGUUUGUUUCAAAGGGUUGUUUGCCUCUCCCAGACCCUAGGGAAGUGUGUCUUUGUGUCUUUGUUCCAUCAUGGGAAAGAACACCUGUCAGUGUUGCACUUUAGACAGCUGUACCAGUAAUUCUCCUUUAAUCAUGUUGCGGCUUGACGUUAUGAUUUACUUGACUGCGGAAUAAAUACAUGAGCAAAGA